Ziziphus jujuba (common jujube) is the source of this 1128-nucleotide messenger RNA. RefSeq names its product protein FAR1-RELATED SEQUENCE 5-like. Gene Ontology annotation, biological process: regulation of DNA-templated transcription. NCBI's taxonomy places the organism in Eukaryota, Viridiplantae, Streptophyta, Magnoliopsida, Rosales, Rhamnaceae. Bases 1 to 1128 code for a protein of 375 amino acids. The record is from RefSeq and is a predicted model, not a curated record. The transcript has a single exon.
AUGGAUAAUGAUAGUUAUGUGAGUAAAGAUAUUAAUAUAUCAUUGGAAGAUGAAGAUAAAAAAGAUGAAGGAAACAUAACUGGUCAAGAAAAAAUAGAAGCGAUUCAUUCUAAAAUUUUGGAUGAAAUGAUACCAAAAGUUGGAAUAGAAUUUAAAAGUGAAGAUGAAGCUUAUAACUUUUAUAAUGCUUAUGCUUACAAGGUUGGUUUUGGCAUUCAAAGGAGUAAGGGACAUAAAGAUCAAAGUGGAAAGAUGAAAAAUAGAACUUUUUGUUGUUGUUGUGAAGGCUUUCGGGAAAAGGAUAAACGAAAUAUUAAUGUUAAAUCUCAUCGUGCUGAAACAAGAUUUGGUUGUUUAGCUAGAAUGAAAAUAAAUUUGGAUCAGACUGGUAAAUAUCGUAUUACUGAUUUCAUUGCCCAAUAUACACAUGUGACAUCAACUCCCAAUAAAAGUUAUUUGCAUAGGUCUCAGAGGAAGUUAACUUUUGUCCAAGCAGCUGAAAUAGAUAUAGCUAAUAGUUCAGGAAUUGCUCCUAAAGCAAGUUUGGAGUUAAUGGCUAAGCGAGUAGGUGGAUAUGAAAAUCUUGGAUUUAUUCGUGAUGAUUACAAGAAUUACUUGAAAAUGAAAAGAAUAAUUCAAAUGAAGGUAGGAGAGAUAGGUGGUGUUUUGGAAUACUUACAAUCUAUGCAAUUGGAAGAUCCUUACUUUUUUUUUUAUGCAAUACAAGUGGAUCAAGAUGAUUUGAUAAGUAAUAUUUUUUGGGCAGAUGCAAAAAUGAUGAUUGCGUACUCUCAUUUUGGUGAUGUAGUUAGCUUUGAUACAACUUAUAGGAAAAAUCAAAGUGGUCGACCUUUUGCUAUGUUUCUAGGGGUGAAUCACCAUAAGCAAACUACUAUAUUUGGAGCUGCAUUAUUAUAUGAUGAAAGUGCUGAAACAUUUAUCUGGUUGUUUGAUACUUUUGUAAAAGCAACGUCAGGUAAAAAAUCAAAAACUAUUCUUACUGACCAAGAUCCAGCAAUGGAAAAAGCAUUAACUUCUCAAUGGCCAGAAACAUGUCAUCGGUUGUGUAUAUGGCACUUGUAUCAAAAUGCAGCAAAACAUCUUAGUGGAGUUUUUGCCAAAUUUUGA